Messenger RNA from Pecten maximus, 3282 nucleotides. RefSeq names its product GTPase IMAP family member 7-like. Gene Ontology annotation, molecular function: GTP binding. The record is from RefSeq and is a predicted model, not a curated record. Bases 84 to 1556 code for a protein of 490 amino acids. The transcript is spliced from 6 exons. Lineage: Eukaryota; Metazoa; Mollusca; Bivalvia; Pectinida; Pectinidae.
GACUAAGUGUGUGUAUUCCUAUAUAUAUAUAUGACUUUGUUCAGCGAGGACAAACGAUGGCCCUUCUAGAGCAGACAUUGUAGAUGAUCGCCAGCUGGUCAAUUGGCAAAUUUGUUGAAAUGGCAGAGUGUAUGUCGACAUGGGUCUGUCAAAAAUGCAGCUUUGAGAACACGUCCACUUCUAGCUGCUGUGAGAUAUGUAAAACCGCCGCAGACAUAGAGACAGAUGGCGACCUCCAGGACGAAUCCGGAUUGUCUGUAUGGAGAUGUGGCAACUGUACAUAUGACAACAACGUAACCAUCAAUCAGUGUGAGAUGUGUUCAAUUCCAAAGAACGAGAAACAAAAGUUCCCGCCUCCAGAUGUCAAGACGGACCCUCUAGGAGAAGAAACCCGAAUCAUUCUGAUUGGCCGUACGGGUUCCGGGAAAAGUUGCACUGGAAACAACAUUCUAGGGGAAAAGGUUUUCGAGUCCCAAGCCUCGUGUGGAUCUGUAACAACUCAUUGUCUACGUGGUAAAAACAGGCGUUUUAACAAACUGAUCCAGAUUGUAGACACUCCAGGAUUGUUUGACACUGGGAUGGAUAACGAUGAUGUGACAGAGGAAAUACUGAAGUGUGUUGGUAUCACCGCCCCCGGACCACACGCUAUCCUCCUAGUGGUCGGCAUCAAUCGCUUCACAGAGGAGGAGCAUGAAACCGUCAGACUUCUCCAGAAGGCCUUCGGAGACAACAUGAUGAAGUACUUGAUUGUCGUGUUCACUAGGAAAGAUGACCUGGAGAGAGAUGGCCGGAGCCUUGAUGACCUAGUACGAACAGCACCACAAGCAUUGCAGAGAGUCAUACGAAACUGUCAGAACCGAUGUAUCGCCUUCAAUAACCAUGCCGAUGAAGCAGAGAAUGAGCAACAAGUUUUAGAACUCUUCCGGCUGAUUGACGAAAUGGUGGCUACCAACAAUGGAACGUUUUAUACGAGCGAUAUAUUCGAAAAGGCAGAGGAAGCAAUCAAUGAUCGGGAGGUUGAGAUUGUGACUGACCACAGGAAUACGGCAGAAAAAAGGUUGGAUAUCAUUAGACGGCAGCUGUCGGACGAGUACUGGGGACAGAUGAAUAUCUCAAAAAAGUCUGAGGAGCGUUAUGAAAGAGAACUACACGACAUUAGACGACAAAGGGAAAAGUUAUCGAAGCCACUCCACUGGACAGAAAAUGAUCCUGGCCGUGUAGAAAAACGACACGGGGAUAACCAAGAUGGCGAUGCAAUACUCCGUUCGAAAAUUGAAGAGCUGGAACAAAAAAUCCGAGCCGUUCAUAAGCAACAAAAAGUUAUCAAGGAAUCCACGGAGAUGACACUUCGAGAGAGAGAAAAAGAAGUUUUGAACAUUCUGAAGGAAAUGUCAGAUCCUGUAGUAGUCCGAGAAGGCGUCCGCGGCGAAGUUCAAGAAGGAAGCCCUACUUUGUUGCGCAAAAUUUGGAUGAGUGUUACAGAGGUAGGGCAGAAGAUUGCUGGAGGUUUCAAAUAUAUCUUUGAUUUCGUCAAGAAAAAAAUCACUGGAAAAUGAAAUAUUCAAAUAUGCCAGAAAAAAAAAACUUACAUGCUAUUUCCUAUGUGAUAAACAUAAGCAGGAUCUGCGUUUACCAGGAUUUUAAAUGAAAAAAACCAACAACAACAAAACAGAAACAAAAAACAACAAACAAUAUUAGUCUUUAGUUUGAACGAUGUCUCUAUGGAUGACUGCAUGAAUUUUACGGCUAAAACACCUCCCCAUCAUUAUUAUCAUCAAAGAUGAUGACCUCUGUUUUAGUUUACGUCGCGUUAAGGUAUCAACUCUUUAGAUCUUUGAAACACUGACGAGUCCUAAAAGGACUAAACAGUUGUAUUUGAAGGUGUCUCGUGUGUAUUGUAAACGUCUUUAGAUUUAUAUGCUAUGUAAAUAUAAUAUUGGACAGCUAAUACUGGCCAUAGAGAUUACCCGAUAAGUAUUAUAUGUAUCGUAUUUGCAUUUACAUUAAUGCACAAAGCCAGUAUUUGGACAUUAGUUGAUGUGUGUACAACACUAUUUUGUAUCUCUAAUGAGUUUACCUUGAUGGUCCAUUAAGAAUGUUAUAACUAACUAACAUCAUUUGGAUCAUGUGAUCGUUUUUCUCAAUAUUUCUAUAGCUAAGCAUUUUUUCUAUUGUGUAUGAAUUGUGAUAAACUUUCUGACAACCGUUAAUCGACAUAUUUUCUCAGAAAAUAAGGUGCAUAUGUAUGCGAAUCCAGCCAUUUAAAAGGACUGCAUUCCGAAUUCUGUUCAAAUUUACUUAACGUCUAAACAUUAUUCCCCCCAAAUUUAGAAUUUCUAGAAACAUUACUGACAACACUAUCAUGUUAAGGGAGGCUGUUGGUUACCGGUAAUAGGUGCUAAUCUUCAGCUGCCCAUACAAGGAUAAUUUUGUUGUCAGAUCUCUACACGUUUAUAACAGCAUAAUAACUUCUUUCGAAGCUGUUAAAUUAUACAAAAUACUGAACUAACUGACAUCUGUCGGUCUAUAGCACAGGAUAUGGGUAACCAUAGCAAUAUUUAAUCAUUUCAAAUUAUAUGCAAAUGUACAUGAGUAUAUCAAUUUUUACAUAUUUCAUUUGUUUGGUGUUUCCAUUUUAUGUCCAUUUUUUUACUCUUCAUAUUUUGCCUUAAUAACCUUUACAGUGUCGAUGGACCGUUAAGAAUGUAACAACUAAUUUUACAGGCCUACAUUAAGAGGAAAACUGCAAUACCUGACGAACCGUGAAAAAUAAUGUUUCUGAAAUAAAACCUGUCAAGAUAGAUAACCAAUGUGUUUAAUAUUCAUUACAUUUCUAACUUAAGCAAGUUUAGACGACUGGAUGUUACUGAGUGACGUUAUGGAAAUAUACCGAGCUAACGUGAUCAUUUUAUUAACUUAUAUAACAAUAUCUUCGAUUCAACAAAGAAUUAGAAGGAUUAUAACAAAAACGUAUUGAUAGCUUAAAAGAUGAUAUUUUCCCCCCCGGAGAUCAGACCAGUCAUCUGACUGGUCGUUUACCAUGUCAGGUAGGCUAGUCAGUCUAUGGUGAUGUCAAGUUUGCUGUUUGUUACUUAACUCUUUAUAAAGAUGGUGCUCUGUUUAUAGAGGACCGCAAUUUGAAUGGAGUAAUAUCCGGGGUCACGACCUAUGGCUAAAUUUAUCUAGAAUCUACUCAUGUGUCUGAUACAAACUUUAUAAGGAUUGUAUGUGUCUAUUUCCCUGUAUCGAAAUUACGAAAUAAAAUAUCUUAUUAAUGUUGGA